CCUACCCCCAGCAUGUCCCUGCCUCCUACACUACCGCCUCCACCCCUACUGGCCCGAGGUUCAGUGUCCAGGUCAAAACAGCCCAGCCUAUCACCUACUCCCAGACUGGUAGGCAAGCCGAGCAGGGUUACACCCCUCCCCCACACCGCCAGCACAUGUUGCGGAACUCGCUCCAGAAUCUCGCUUCCGAAGCCCAGGCGCAGGACUCCGACAGGAGCUUCAAGGGGAGUGUCGCAGGGUCUGGCGUGAAAGCCUCCAGAGUCCCACUCCCAAAAGAGGCCCAGAGACUCAUCAAUCAGGGUCAGGCUCGGCACCAAGCUCCGCCUAUCAGCCCAGUAAGGGGACAGCAGCUCUGAGACAAGAGGAGUUGGAUGGGCUCACAAAGAAGUUGGUGUAUGACAUGAAUCAUCCCCCUACAGAGGAAUACCUUGGUAGCUGUGCAUGUUGCGGUGGCAACGUCCUUGGCGACGUUAGCGGCUGUAUCGCCAUGGAGCAGGUGUUCCACGUGGAGUGUUUCACUUGCAUCACCUGCCACGCCCCUUUCCGGGGGCAACCGUUCUACGACCUGGACAAGCAGAGCUACUGCAAGAGCUGUUACAUUAGUGUCCUAGAGCGCUGCUUUAUGUGCUCCAAGCCCAUCCUGGACCGUAUCCUGCGGUCCAUGGGCAAUGCCUACCACCCGCGCUGCUUCAACUGUGUGGUGUGUGGCUGCUGCCUGGACGGUGUGCCCUUCACCGUGGACGCCACCUCCCAGAUCCACUGCCUAGACGACUUCCACAGGAAGUUUGCCCCUCGCUGCUCAGUGUGUGGCCAGGUCAUCAUCCCCGAGCCGGGCCAGGAGGAGACGGUCAGUAUAGUGGCGCUGGGCCGCAACUUCCACGUCAAGUGCUAUGUGUGUGAGGAGUGUGGUCUGCUCCUGUCCUCUGAGGGUGAGGAGCGAGGCUGUUACCCCCUGGACGGUCACAUCCUGUGUAAGGGCUGCAGCGCCCAGCACAUCCAGAACCCCUCCGCCAACAUCUCCACUGACCGCUAACCAACUAUGGAAAAUCCCCUCUUACCUUUAAUUGAUGACCCGCCAACCCUUCCAUUACUUUCACCUGCUCUGGGGUAAAAGUUGCCCUAAGGAACAGAUCUGGGAUCAGUUCUACCCCCUCUGAUACAUAACCUUAACCACAAGGAGGAAAUGUUAACCUGACUUGAAAUCAGUCUCGUAGGGCAACUUCAUCCUCAUAGUUGUUCGUUAUUCUUCAGAUGCCCAAAGCUGUGGAAUUAGUAGUAGGCCUACUACUGAAUCUCAACCUGACAGUCUUCAAUGUCAAGUAAAAUUAAAUAAUGACUUCAUAAGGUUUAUAGGUACAGGGUAUUGAAACGUGGAUGGACGUAAGUUCAACCCAUUUUCCUUAUCUUCUGCUUUACACUAUCCUCUAUCCCUACUCCCCUCAGUCCCAUACCAGUACUGUAUAGAGCCCCUGACCUGCAGGCAGCAGGGGUUGCACCACUGCUUCUCACCCACACGAUCCUGCGUGUUGCACACUCUCUCACACACACACACACGAUCCUGCGUGUUUCACACUCUCACACACACACACACGAUCCUGCGUGAUGCACUGUUUCACACACACACACACACACUGUCCUGCCCAACAAAGGUGGGACAUUGAAGGAGCUCUAUGUAAAAUGAUUGUGGAGGAUGAUAAGGAGGUGAUAUUGAGGAAUACAAAGUCUUCCUGGCUGUGAGGUAACUGACCAGUCCAGAUAAUGGAACACAUAUGGAGACCAAGUGGGUGUGGUGCAGUGAAUAGAGUUUUUAGAAAGUAGACGGAAGGAAAGAUUGACUUGACUCAACUUGUUCUUUUCCCAAUGCUUUGAUCUCAUUGGAUGUUAACACAGCCUACAUACUGUCUUAUAAUAUCUUGCACCACAUGUCAGAACAGAACAUCAAUAUUUUAUUCCACAGGACAGUGAUUAGUAUAAUGAUAAUUGGUACUGCAUUUUAGGGAAUGUUAUGCUAGUCCAAACCCCCUCUUUUAAAAUGUGAAUGUGCUUUUUAGAUAUUUUUCCUUGUUUAACAUUUGGGUUGAUUUGUUACUUUACAAUGAAGAGGAAUAAGGCACAAUGAAGUAUGCUUGCCAUUGUCUUACUGAGAAACCGGGUUCUCCAUACUGGCCACAUGGGCUGAGAAUGUCCUCUUGUGUUCACUUUGGGUUUUUGUUUAAGCUUAGCCUUAGGAGUUUGAUUUAUGGUUUGCACGAUUUGAGUUUGAAGUGUAUGAUUAGCUAUUUUUCAUCCCUAAUGACAAUUGUAGUAUGUGAUCAAUACAAUAAACCAUCCUUUUUUUCAGCAAACUA
Oncorhynchus mykiss (rainbow trout) is the source of this 2348-nucleotide messenger RNA. Its product is annotated as thyroid receptor-interacting protein 6. The record is from RefSeq and is a predicted model, not a curated record. Gene Ontology annotation, cellular component: stress fiber; cytoplasm; focal adhesion. Gene Ontology annotation, biological process: signal transduction; positive regulation of non-canonical NF-kappaB signal transduction. Lineage: Eukaryota; Metazoa; Chordata; Actinopteri; Salmoniformes; Salmonidae.